AAAUAACUUCGUCGCUUGCGAAGCCGAACCGCACCCGCAGUCUCACUCCCCCAGUGAGAGAGAGAGAGGCCAUGGAAGGCACGCCGGUCUCGCAUGGAUUCCACAUGCCGGCGGAGUGGGAGCGCCACUCGCGGUGCUGGAUCGGCUGGCCGGAACGUCCGGACAACUGGAGGGACAACGCCGCCCCUGCUCAGCGCAUGUUCGCCAAGGUCGCCGCCGCCAUAUCCGAGUUCGAGCCCGUCACCGUCUGCGCCAGCACCGCUCAGUGGGAAAAUGCGCGGAAAAUGUUGCCGGCGAAGGUCAGGGUCAUUGAGCUGGGCAUGAAUGAUUCCUGGUUAAGGGACACUGGACCAACUUUUGUGGUGAGGGACGGAUCUCCGGGUCAUGAGCGGAAGAUAGCCGCGAUCGAUUGGAAUUUCAACGCCUAUGGAGAUAUUGAAGAAGGUUGCUAUGAAGAUUGGAGUCUCGACCUUCUUAUAGCCAAGAAGAUUCUUCAAGUUGAGGAGAUUCCGAGGUUUUCACAGGAAAUGAUUCUUGAAGGUGGAAGCAUCCAUGUAGAUGGAGAAGGGACUUGUCUUACCACUGAGGAAUGCCUCCUGAACAAAAACAGGAACCCGCAAUUAACAAGAGAACAAAUUGAGGAUGUACUCAAGGCAUAUCUUGGUGUCAAGAAGAUCAUAUGGCUGCCUCGUGGAUUAUAUGGUGAUGAUGAUACAAACGGCCAUAUUGAUAAUAUGUGUUGUUUUGUGAAGCCUGGUACGGUUUUACUCUCAUGGACUGAUGACGAAAAGGAUCUUCAAUAUGAACGAUCUAUGGAAGCAUAUAAGGUUCUCUCUAAUGCAACUGAUGCCGCUGGUAGGAAAUUGCAGAUAAUUAAACUCCAUGUUCCUGGUCCUCUCUAUUUGACAGAAGAAGAGGCUGCUGGAGUGGUGCAGGAUGGUUAUGCAGUACCAAGACUGCCGGGUACAAGACUUGCUGCUUCAUACGUCAACUUUUAUAUUGCUAAUCAAGCAGUCAUUGUACCACAAUUUGGGGAUCCAAAGUGGGAUGAUGAAGCUGCUCGUGUCCUAGGUGAUGCUUUCCCAGAUCGUCCGGUGGUGAGAAUUGAGGGUGCUAGGGAAAUUGUACUAGGUGGUGGAAAUAUUCACUGCAUCACGCAACAGCAACCAGCGACUGUUCCCAAGUAACACAACACAUGGCCGACCGCCAAAUGUAUGGCAACAACUCAUCAUAAUACCUUGCAGACCUUGGUGAAGCUCCCAAACCUCUGGAGAAGUUCAUCACCUAAAUCAUCACUGCCAAUUAUUUACGAGAUGCUGUUUACUAUUCGAUAUGUGACUGCUGAUUCCAUGUGUGCUUUGUUCUUGUGUGUUAUAUGAUGGCCCAUGUAUUCUGGAUUGUAUUCUAAUCAUGGCUGGGAGAUGCUUGGAAUAUGUAUGUACCAUCAUUAGUUCCAUCAAAGAGACAUCAUAUUACCUUUUAA
Messenger RNA from Eucalyptus grandis, 1483 nucleotides. RefSeq names its product agmatine deiminase. Bases 72 to 1187 code for a protein of 371 amino acids. NCBI's taxonomy places the organism in Eukaryota, Viridiplantae, Streptophyta, Magnoliopsida, Myrtales, Myrtaceae. The transcript is spliced from 10 exons. Gene Ontology annotation, molecular function: protein-arginine deiminase activity; agmatine deiminase activity. The record is from RefSeq and is a predicted model, not a curated record. Gene Ontology annotation, biological process: putrescine biosynthetic process.